CGGCUUCUCCUUCCUCGCUCGAUCCCCAAAUCAAAUCGCUCCACCCAACCCUAGCCCUAACCCUAGCCGCGCCGCCGCCAUCGAUCACCAAAUCCCUUCUCCCUCCACCCUCCACCCAACCCUAAUCCCUACCUCAGCUAGCUAGCCGCCAUGGCCCGUUCCACGGCUCUGCUCCAACGCGAGAUUUACUUCUCCGACGACGCGGCGUUAUCCGGCCGAGUGUCGUCAAUCCGCUGCCCGUGGGAAGGACGAGAUGAUCCACCAAGCCGCCAAGAGAUCAGUGACGCAGUCACCGAUUACCUGCGGACCUUCAAGGCGCACGCAGUCGUCGCCGAUCCGCCGGCGCUCUCCUUCCUCCACAUACUGCGGCCGCCGGCAUCUGUCGGGCUCCCGAUGCAGUUCCACAGCCUCACCUUGGCCACUAUCUCCAGCGCGGACAAGAACCUGGUCGCCAUGUACGCCGGAGGGUACCGCCCUGGCAACCGUUUGCCGGGAGGCUACCUCAUCUACGACGCCAGGAACGACUCCAUCUCUGGGAUCCCCGAACUCCCCUCCGACCACUCACAUAGAGCCAUUGGGUGCGAGUCGGCCGUCGUCAUGUGCGAAGCCGCCGCCGCCGCCGGGAACGACUACUUUCUUGCCGAGCUCGUCAGGGUCUGGCCAGAAGGCUCCCAAGCUGCGCUCUGGCUGUGGAAGUCGUCCGUCCAAAAAUGGGACUUGCAUCCCAGUCGCCUGCCCCUUCCAUCCAGCACCACCAGCCACUUCUCCCCUGACUUGUGCUUCUCUUGUUGGGGCUCUGUCCUCUGCUGGGUGGAUCUGCUCAAAGGCAUGGUGCUCUGUGAUCUGAAGCAAAACUGCAAGUUCAGCUUUAUUCAGUUGCCCAAAGAUUGUCCAACCUAUGAUGCCGACAGCAACAAGUUUACAUACGCCUGUGCCGAGGAGUUCCGUUCCAUGGCCUGUGUUGGUGGCGAAAUCAAGUUUGUCGCCCUGGAUGAAUGUGAUGAACACCAGCCGGAAAAAGGAUUGGAACUGACCAUCUGGACUCUCUCGCAUGACCUCUCAGGGUGGAAGGAAAGCCGCAAGUACAAUGUUGAAAACAUCUGGGCAAACGAGGCCUACAAGCCUGCUGGUAUAAGAAAUCUUCCUCCGUCGUUCCCUGUUCUGAGCAUCCAUGAAGACGGCGUCGUCUACCUAGUCUUAGAUGAUCUCAGGGAGUUGGACGAUGGACUAGAGUACAUGGGCCAGUGGAUGCUUCGUGUUGACAUAGGCAAUGACAAGGUCCAGUUCUAUCCAAAGGGUGAAAAGAGUUCUGUUAAUUCCCAGCUCUUUGCCAGUGAGUUCAGUGCGCACCGACAGCAUUUACAGGAUCACCGAGAGAGGUAAGAGCAAGCCAGUUUGUUUUAAGAGGAAAGAGGAUGAAGUCUUGAGAUCUUGGCAACAUAUCAUGAGGAAAUUUGGACCGAUGGCGGCCACUUGAUUUUGCUUAGGCCCAAUGAAGACAUUUAAUGUCAUCUGUAUCGAUUAGUUGUAGUUAUAAACUUUAUCAGUCAUGGCAUUAUGCCUAUUGAGUGGCUCCUUUUGGAUUGUAACUGGGCAUGGUUUAAACUUAUCAGUCCUGACUUUAUGCCUAUUGGAGUGCUUCUUUUGGAUUGCACUAGCUGGUUGUGGCCGUUUACGGUUUAUUAUUUUUUAUUGUGUUGAUUCUGGCUUCAUACUUA
Molecule: messenger RNA, 1718 nt
Organism: Triticum urartu
Lineage: Eukaryota; Viridiplantae; Streptophyta; Magnoliopsida; Poales; Poaceae
Source: RefSeq, a predicted model, not a curated record